Molecule: messenger RNA, 1752 nt
Organism: Drosophila bipectinata
Lineage: Eukaryota; Metazoa; Arthropoda; Insecta; Diptera; Drosophilidae
Gene: Ir67a
Product: Ionotropic receptor 67a
Source: RefSeq, a predicted model, not a curated record
AUGUGGCAGCUGCUGUUACCAAUUCUACUUCUGGCCAACGGCACCAAUUGGUUGAACCCAAUUCUGGCUAAAGGCUACAAGGAUAAGCCCUUCGAAGCAGUUGUUUUACUGACCCAUAGCCAGAAGGAAUAUGAACGAAUGGAUUUAAAUUCUUCAUGGCCUGUUUUGAAUUUCAACGAAAAAAUGGAAUUUUUUCUGAAACAAUCCUUCAACUCGGAAGUGCUAGUAGUGGUUUUUCAAACAGGAGAUACUCGUUUGGAUGAUCAACUAUGGACAGCCCUGGAUCGGAAUCUACUGAAUAUGAGAAGAGCCCGGCUCUUGUUGGUAAGAAAAUGGGAGGAGAAGCCAUCCGAAGAGUUAGCAAGAACCCCAGAGCACCUAAGGUUCAUGUAUGUGGCUGUAGUGGUCCGAGGAAAUAUGAUAUAUCGCCUACAACCCUAUGCUCCGGAAAGAUGGAAGCUGGUGGACCUCAAUCAGGGCUGUUUGCUACCCAGAAUACGCAACUUUUAUGGAAGACAUAUACUUACGCUGCCCGAUCAAAUGGAACCACGAUCGAUUGCCUAUCGAAACAACGAAACUGGGGAAAUCCAAAUGACAGGCUAUGUGUAUAAGUUUUUCCGAGAGUUCAUAAGGGUCUACAACUUCACAUUCAAAUGGGAGAGACCCAUUGUACCUGGAGAUCAUAUGACACUAUUCGUCCUGAGGAAUAUGACUCUCAACGGAACCAUUAACAUGCCCAUCAGCUUGUGUGGCUUUGAGAGAAGUACAAAGAACGGAGUUUUCUCUACGGUCCUCGAUAUGGAAAAGUGGCUGGUUAUGGUUCCAUGUGCCCACGAAAUAUCAACUGCCCAGGUUUAUCUAGAAGUAACUGGCGGAAGAUUUCUGGCUGUCCUCGUGAUCUUUUACUAUUUAUUCACAAUACUGGACACCUGCUUUGGGCCCGUAAUACUCCAGACUCCGGUUAAUUGGUCAAAUCUUGUGUUUAACGAGCGCAUCAUGUCGGGGAUUAUAGGCCAGUCCUUCAGAAUGAGUGCCACAAGAGCCACCAGUUCGAGGGUCACCAAUGCCACACUAUUCUUUCUUGGCAUGGUCCUGAGUAGCUUGUAUGCAGCUCACCUAAAGACCCUACUAACCAAACACCCGACCUCGCGACAGAUCUCCAACUUUGAGGAACUCCGAGACUCCCCAGUCAGUGUACUUUUCGACGAAGCCGAACACUUCUAUUUCGACAAUAUCGACAAUGGACGACCCGUGGAUGCUAUCCGUUCCAAAAUUUCGUUUAUCAAAUCCGAUGAGUUUCAUAAACUCAAAAGGGAAACCAAUAUGUCACGAGCAUUUUCCACCUUAGUGUCGGAAUGGCAAAUUCUAGCCAAAAAACAGGAGUUGUACAGACAGCCGGCUUUUUGUUCCCUGCCAGGACUAUGGAUCAUUCUCACUAAUGUUCUUUUAACCGUGCCGAUGCAGGCAAACUCUAUUUACGAGGAGCCACUGAACGUUCACAUCAAUCGAGUUCAGGACGCAGGACUCUUGGAGCACUGGAAGAAGCAAACACUCCUCGAGAUGGUCAACCUUAAAAUUAUUUCGCAAAAGGAUCCUUUUCCCUAUGUGGCUUUCCGGGAGUUUAAAGUUGGAGACUUGUUUUGGAUUUGGUGUUUGCUAGAGAUUUGUUGGUUAAUUUCAUUUCUUAUUUUCCUCUGUGAGUUGUUGGUUUCUUUUUGGAUGAAAAAAUGUUCAAGAACUCCUGAAAAUUAA